Messenger RNA from Mycotypha africana, 693 nucleotides. RefSeq lists its product as uncharacterized. The transcript has 2 exons. The annotation marks the transcript as partial. NCBI's taxonomy places the organism in Eukaryota, Fungi, Mucoromycota, Mucoromycetes, Mucorales, Mycotyphaceae. Gene Ontology annotation, biological process: transmembrane transport. The record is from RefSeq and is a predicted model, not a curated record.
GUGUCCUCUGCUUCUACACUUCAGCUGAGGUUUGGUUUUAAAGUAUUUACGGCCUCUCCACAGCAGUUCUGUCCUGACGUCGUUGAAGGGUGUCCUAUUGAUCCGGGCAAAAGCUUUAUAAUCAAGAAGGUCUUUAACUUUUCGAAAUCACUAACACAUUUAUACCCAUUAGCUGAUAUUACAGCACAAUACUCAGCCGUAGACGCAGAAUCUAACCAUCUCACAUGCGUAAAAGUUGCUGCCAUAGGAUAUCAAGAUCCAACAUGGCAGCGAAUUUUCACUUACAUCCCUAUCAGUCUUACACUUGUGGCAGCUCUCCUUUCAUUGAUAACCACGAUGUUUAGCCUCUUUCAGCGAGAUGAACAACAAGAUGAUGAUACUAGUGUUGAAUACGAAAACUCUUUUUUCGCAGCAUUCAACUAUACAACUAUAAUAUCACCGGAACUGUUAAGGCUAAAAACGCCUGGAUUCUUCGAUCUGAUAUUUUAUGCACAAUUCAUUAUCAUUGUGGGGUUAUUCAAUCUGGACUACCCUCGCUUUUAUGCAUUACUUACGUCCAAUUUUUCUUGGAGUUUUCUGAUCUGGGAAACAAGUUGGGUCAAAGGCCUUACUCAGUAUUUAUUUCCAGUGUUAAUGGCACCUAUUGACAAUGUGGCGUCUAUACCGCACUAUACAUUAUACAAAAGACAACAA